AUGUCGUCGACUCUGUCGUCGCGCUUCAACGCGGCGCUCCAGCGCUCCUACCGCCGACGGCCCGGGCUCUGGACCACCUCGGUCACGACGCUGCGCGCCACGGCCGUCGCCGCACAGAUCUUUUGCGUAAUGCACCUCUUCCACGAACACGUCAUGGAGGUCAGCCAGAGCACGGGCUCGUCGAUGCUGCCCACCAUCGCCCUCGACGGCGACUACCUCCUGCACGUGCGCCUCCCCUUUCUCCGCUUCUGUACCGAGUCCUACCAACGUCUCGCCUCCUUGCUCCCCGCACCAUCAUCAUCAGCAUCCUCCCACCGCGACGACGGGCAGCAGCAGUCGCCCUUCUACUCUUCUCGGACCUGGGGCCACAAGCGCGUCGGCGGGCCGAGCUCGAUCAAGACGGACCAGACGCAGGGGACCGGGCUGAGGAUAGGCGAUAUCGUCGUCGCACUCAGCCCGGCCAACCCCAACCGCACCGUGUGCAAGCGCGUCAUUGGCCUGCCCGGCGAUACCAUCUGCGUCGACCCGCGCAUGCGUCCUAUCCCCGACUACGCAUGGAGGGGGCGUCGAGCGGCGACACCCACAUCGAUAUCGACUCGGACAGCGAGGACGUCGUCCUCGACCACCAGCGGCAGCGGCGGCGGCAGCGGCGGCAGCGGCGGCAGCGGGGGAAAGAGGUUGGAAACCGACAUCGACGACGACGAUGUGGAUCUGCUCUCGUCGAUGGACUCGUCGCCCUCGGACGGUGGCGGCGGCUACGACGACGACGUCGAGGGUGGAAGUGCGCCCGCGACCGCGCCCGCAGUGGACCGACCGACGCUCGAACACGACCGCGCGGCGCUGAGCGAGCUGCGCGCCAGCACCUACCUCCGUUCGCGCGGCGAGGUGCAGUACGUCACCGUGCCCAGCGGCCACGUGUGGCUCACGGGCGACAACCUGGGAAACAGCACCGACUCGCGCCACUACGGCCCCGUCCCCAUGGGCCUCGUCAAGGGAAAGGUCGUCGCAAAGGUCUUUCCCGGUUGGGCCUGGCUGGGCAACAAUGCGACCUGA
Molecule: messenger RNA, 1053 nt
Organism: Pseudozyma flocculosa PF-1
Lineage: Eukaryota; Fungi; Basidiomycota; Ustilaginomycetes; Ustilaginales; Ustilaginaceae
Exons: 3
Coding region: 1-1053 (350 amino acids)
Cellular component (GO): mitochondrial inner membrane peptidase complex; membrane
Molecular function (GO): serine-type endopeptidase activity
Source: RefSeq, a predicted model, not a curated record